AUGAGGGUUACAGGAGUGCGACCCCUUUUUAUACUGCUGCGUAAAAAGCAAAUGAAUUCAUCUGUCCCAGCUUUAUUUGCAUUUGGGGAUUCUCUAGUAGAUGCGGGUGAUAAUGCUCAUGUUGGUUAUCCUUAUGGUGUUGAUUUUCCUGGAGGUCAAGCAAGUCGAUUUUGUAAUGGUCGUUUGCUUGUUGAAUAUAUUGCUUAUUUCCAAGCUGGAAAUAAUAUUCUUCAAGGUGCAAAUUUUGGUUCUGCUGGUUCUGGAAUCCUUUCACAAACUCAUACGGAGAAGUUGGAGAAGCUUUUACUUCGCUUCUGGUGGCAUUUGGAAUCUUUGAUCCAGCAGCGGCAAGCCCCACCCCAAGGAAGAGAAUUCUGA
Molecule: messenger RNA, 378 nt
Organism: Selaginella moellendorffii
Lineage: Eukaryota; Viridiplantae; Streptophyta; Lycopodiopsida; Selaginellales; Selaginellaceae
Product: GDSL esterase/lipase At1g71691
Exons: 4
Coding region: 1-378 (125 amino acids)
Biological process (GO): lipid metabolic process
Molecular function (GO): lipase activity
Source: RefSeq, a predicted model, not a curated record